AUGACUUGGUGGGAAGGCGUUCAGGAAUCCCGCGUUCUCGUUGCCCCGGAUCCUAGCAACGAUGGAAAUGGUUCCGGACGAAUGAUAUCGCUUCGUCAUCCCAAAUCUGGAAAUGCAACUCAAUAUCUCUUUGUAAAUGGAAUGCUUCAAGAGUUUCAAUGGUUUAAGAACUUGUAUGGGUCUUGGUUUUUGGGAGAUUAUACAAGUGAAGAUGGUCGACUGUAUUUAUCCACACCUAUUGAUCCUGUUUUUAUCAUGCUGCCAAUAUUUGAGGAAGCUAGAAUGAAGAAAGGAGAUGAUCUUGGCAAGUUCAGGCAAUUGAAUGAGAUAUUGUUUGUUGAUGGGUAUCCAGGAUAUCAGCAGUUAAUGUCCCUUGUAGAGAACUGUAUGCAAGUAGUUUGUGAAGUCAAAGAAGUUGGAUCCUUAAAAUUCUUUAGACUUGAUGACACAAAGGUUCUGCGUUGGCUUUGCUAUAAGGUUUGUCAGCUGAAUCAGACACUACCCAAGUUGGACAAAAACUACGCCAUUCAAUCAGAGAAAGACACUAUGGUUGAUGCAGUUUCAAUAUUAGGAGAGUAUUUAAAUGAAGAACACUGGUUGCAGCUUUUGUGUAACCAUCUUAAGUUAAAUAUACUUGAGGUCACAGGAAAAUUACAACAAGCAAAGGCUGAGGAAAGUAAUCCUGGUUUGUAUAAUGAUGUAUUCCAGCAGGAGGAGCAGAGUGAUAAUAAGAAGGCUACAGUUGUGAAGAAAGGUAGACAAGCAAAGAAAAUAAAACUUGAGACAGAAUCACAUAACAUCAGAGAUAUGUUUUCUAGGGCCUCCAGAAAGAAAAACUAG
Molecule: messenger RNA, 840 nt
Organism: Lathyrus sativus (Indian pea)
Lineage: Eukaryota; Viridiplantae; Streptophyta; Magnoliopsida; Fabales; Fabaceae
Source: the annotation of a GenBank genome assembly